Molecule: messenger RNA, 1618 nt
Organism: Terrapene triunguis (Three-toed box turtle)
Lineage: Eukaryota; Metazoa; Chordata; Testudines; Emydidae
Product: non-histone chromosomal protein HMG-14
Exons: 6
Coding region: 186-497 (103 amino acids)
Biological process (GO): chromatin organization
Cellular component (GO): chromatin; nucleus
Molecular function (GO): nucleosomal DNA binding
Source: RefSeq, a predicted model, not a curated record
CCAAUCCGGCUGGAUCCUGUUGCGGCGCCGCUGGGAUGGGGGAAGGGCGGGCUCCGACCACUGCGCAGCGACACUAAGAUUCAUUCACGCACAGGCAGCAGCCGCUCGCUGGGAGCGAGUGAACGCGGGGAGCAGUAGCGACCACAGCUGCACUAGCGGGUUGUUGGUCGGGGCCACCGCUCGCCAUGCCGAGGAGAAAGGUGAACGCGGCCGAAGGGGAAGCGCGGGAGGAGCCCAAGAGGCGGUCUGCACGCCUGUCAGCUAAACCUGCCCCCGCCAAAGCCGAGCCCAAGCCAAAAAAGGCAGCAGCAGCAAAGGAUAAAUCUGAGGACAGGAAAGCUCAAUCAAAGGGGAAAAAAGGACCAAAAGGAAAACAGAUUGAGGGGACUAAUCAAGAAGAAACAAACGAUAACUUGCCUGCAGAAAAUGGAGAAAUUAACAGUGCAGAGGCUCCAGGGUCUGAUGCAGCAAGAGAGAAAGAAGCUAAGUCUCAGUAAUAUCUCUACCAAGUCUUUUAUCAGUGGACCCAGUACCUACCUUCCUUGUACAAUUCAGAGGAAUAUUUUUAUCAACUAUUUUGUAAAUGCAAGUUUUUUAGUAGUUCUAGAAAACACACUUUUAAAAAGGAGGGAGUCCCGCCACUUCCCAUUUUUUUUUUUACAUAAUUAGAUACGUGUAAAUGCUUUUUUUUUUUUUUAAAGAGGUAAAAUCAUCUACUGGUUGUCUAUUUUCUGUGUAGCCAGAAAUUAAUGGAAUGUUAGCUAAGGGAGAGGCUUUGAAAUCCUGAUUACACUUAACAUUCCAUAGCUUGUGAGGGACAGUUUUUAUAUCCUGUUAAAUGAGGCAUGACACAGAUCAAACUUUGGAAUCAUAAGUUGAAAAGUCUUAUCAUUUUACUUAUGUCCACUGUAUCUAUAGAGUUAUUUCUGUAAUGAAACUGCUCCUUGGUGUUGGAUCUCCCUUUCAGAAUUGUGUAUUAUCUGUGACAGUUAUUUUUAGUAGUGGUAGUUUUAUUUUUUUCAAUAACUUCGUAACUCUGCUGUGAAAAAUUGGAAACCUUUAUUGGGUGUGUAGUGAGUGUGAUGUUACUGAGCCCUGGUCUACACUACAGAUUUAUGUCAGUAUAACUACGUUGCUCAAGGGUUUGGAAAAUCCACCCCCCUAAGCGAUGCAUUUAUACCAACUGAACUCCCAGUGUAGACAGAGUUAUGUCAAUGGAAGGGCUUCUCCCAUCAACAAAGUUACUGCCCCUCAGGGAGGCAGAGUACCUUUGCCAAUGGGAGGAGCUCUCCUGUCAGCACAGGUAGCAUCUUCUCUAAGCGUUACAGCAGCACAACUCCAGCUGUGCUGCUGCAGUGCUGUAAGUGUAGACAAGCCCUGAGUAGGUGGAACUUUCUAUAUAGCAGAUCUAACUUCAUAUGACAGUAUUCAAGAUACUGAUACAUCAUGCCCAAUUGUAAAGGACAGUUUGUCAACACAGGUUAAGAUGAAAAGUAAUUGGAAUAAUGGUUUUUAAAAAGAUGAAAAAUAUACAAGAAUAAAAAAUUGUACAAAUUGUUCAUGGUGUGUCUAUGUACUGAUUACCAAACGAGCCAAUAAAAUCUUGGUCAUAAAUGGA